AUGAGCGACGGCGAGCGCCGCGACGAGGACGUCGCGACCACCAGCGCCGCAGAUGACGACGACGAUGAGGACUACGAGGAGCCUGGCGGAGAGAACCAUUUCCUGGGGUUCAUGUUUGGCAACGUCGACGAUGCCGGCGACCUGGACGCCGACUAUCUCGACGAGGAUGCGAAGGAACAUCUUUUUGCGCUAGCAGACAAGCUUGGUGCAUCCCUGAAAGACAUUGAUCUGACUAAGUCUUCUCCAGCAACAGCCGAUCCUUCUGAGCAAGAUUAUGAUGAGAAAGCAGAGGAUGCUGUUGACUAUGAAGAUAUUGAUGAACAAUAUGAUGGACCUGAAGUUGAAGCAGCUACAGAGGAAGACCAUUUGCUAUCCAAGAAAGAUUACUUCUCCUCAAACACAAUGUUUGCUUCAGUCAGUAGUAAAGUUUCAGUGUUUGAUGAGGAGAACUAUGAUGAGGAUGAAGAACCACCCAAUGAUAUCGAGUUACCUGGUGAUAAUGUUAUACAAGAUGUCAUUUCAGCCGAGCAGACGGAAAUAUCACCCUCUAAUGAUAAUCCUGCCAUCGGAAAGGUAUCUAGCCCGUUGCCACAAUCUCAGGAAACUAUGGAUGUUGAAUAUGAAGUUUGUCAGGAAGAAAUUGACACUGAGGAAGAUCAACUCGAGUCUAAAUCUGCGACUACCCUCCCUGUUUUAUGCAUAGAGGAUGGGAGUGUGAUCUUGAAGUUCUCUGAAAUUUUUGGUGCACAGGAGCCUGUAAGAAAGGCCAAGACAGAUCAGCAUAAGCGGCCAGUGAAUAAAGAGCUCCGUAUCACAAACAUCAGUGACAUUGUUGAGGAUGACGAGGAAGUAUUUCUAAGGAGUACUAUUCAAGAUGUCCCAUCUUUGAAGCAUAUCAAGACAAAUGAAGAUUUUAUCGAGAGUGACAGUGAUGAGUUAAUUUCUAGUGAUACUUUUGGGUUUAAAGAUUUGUGUCUUUCUGAACAACCAAUGAAGGAUGUACACAAAGAGUUCCCUACUGCUAAACAAACUCUAGUUUGUCCUGAUGUUUAUCCACUUGAGCAUGAAGACUGGGAAAAUGGUAUCAUUUGGGGCAAUUCACCAGCAAGUGAAAGUCAGUCUUGUUUAAAAAGCUGUGUCAUAUCUGAAGAGAGCUCUGAUGCUCACAGUGAAGAUGAGGCUAAGGAUUAUGGUUAUGUAUCCGGGCGUUGUGAUGUACAGGAUAAAAAUAAUGGUUCUCCAGUAAUAAGAGAGCCUUUUGGCUGUACAGAAAUGCCUGCUUCAGCUAGUUAUCAUUCCCCUGAGAAUAGUUACCCUCCAUUGAUAAAGGAGACUCCUCAAGAGAAGAAUGACUUAGACCAUGCGGAACCAAAUAACAUAAAUGGAACAGUUAAAAUCAAUACGAUGAAGUGUUUAAGCAACCUCUCUCUUCUGAACAAGGAACUGUUGGAAGGAUCUUGGUUGGACAACGUAAUUUGGGAUCCCAGUGAGGAUACUCCUAAGCCUAAGUUAAUCUUGGAUCUGAAAGAUGACCAGAUGCUUUUCGAGAUUUUAGAUGAGAAGAAUGGGGAUCACCUCCGCUCACAUGCUCGUGCGAUGAUUGUUAGUCGGCCAAUGAAGACUGCAACAGUGGAAAAUGUUGGCCAUAACAACCAAGCAAUUACAUUGGAUGCCCAAUUCAACAUUUCCAAUGACAAAUUUUAUUCCAACAGGAAGAUGUCGCAACAAGCUAAAUCUCAUACUAAAAAGCGUUCUUCAAUGGGCAUAAAGGUGGUACAUUCUGUUCCUGAAUUUAGACCAUCUGAAAAGAUCAAAUUGUUUGGUUAUGGAAAAGAACUCCAGGAUGACAUCUCCUUGGCCAUGCAAAACGUGCGACCAAACUCUAUUUUGCAUGUUGUUCGCACUGAAGUACAUCUAUGGCCAAAAGCACAGAAGUUACCUGGAGAGGACAAGGCUCUACGUCCUCCAGGGGCAUUCAGGAAAAAAGCUGACUUGUCUGUUAAGGAUGGACAUGUAUUUUUGAUGGAAUAUUGUGAGGAAAGACCUUUACUGCUUGCAAAUGCAGGAAUGGGUGCUCGACUCUGUACUUACUACCAGAAAACUUCACCCACUGAUCAGACAGCUAUAUCCCUGCGAAGCAACAAUGACGGACUGGGUACAGUGCUUGCUAUUGAGCCUGCUGAUAAAUCUCCUUUCCUGGGAGAUGUACGUUCUGGGUCCCAGCAAUCAUGUCUUGAGACAAACAUGUACAGAGCACCUGCAUUUCCUCAUAAAUUGGCAUCGACUGAUUAUCUUUUAGUUCGUUCGCCGAAAGGGAUGCUUUCUCUACGCCGCAUUGACAAGCUAUAUGCUGUUGGCCAACAAGAACCACACAUGGAAGUAUUUUCACCAGGAACGAAAAAUCUGCAGAAUCAUCUUUUGAAUCGAAUGCUCGUAUACGUAUAUCGUGAAUUCCGUCUUAGGGAGAGGCCUGGUGUUCUUUCUCAGAUUCGAGCUGAUGAAGUACCUAUUCAGCAUCCUCUGACAGAAGCUAUUGUGAGAAAACGAUUGAAGCAUUGUGCAGACCUGAAGAAAGGACCCAACGGACAUUAUUUCUGGACACAGAGACCUGACUUCCGGAUUCCGUCAGAGGAGGAGCUUAGAAGAUUGGUGUCACCAGAAAGUUUUAAUUUUCGCUUUGAAAGGGGGUCUUGUCUUGCUAUUGCGUUUAUGGUAACUGAAAGUCUGAAACUUCCAAUUCUCCAGGUCUGCUGUCAUGAGAGUAUGCAAGCUGGUCUGCAUCGUCUCAAUCGUUUAGGAAUCGAGAAGCUUACUCAGCCUGUGGGACUUGCUUCUGCAAUGAAUCAGCUUCCCGAUGAAGCAAUUGAGCUCGCUGCUGCAGCACAUAUUGAGAGGGAGUUGCAAAUCACUAGCUGGAACCUUACCAGCAAUUUUGUUGCCUGUACCAACCAGGAUCUAUGUGUUCCACCGGCUGGCGCCGCCCAACGCCAUCGUCGAGGCAGUGCUGACAAGGGUGCCAGUCGAAUCGCCGUGGACGUUGCCAGCGGCAACCACACGAUCGUGCUCACUGAGGCCGGUGCGGGGUUCAUGGAGGAGUGGUGGGCCCAGAGGCGCCAUGUAGAACCUUCUUUUUAUGUUGGCGCUUGCGCCUUUUGGCAAAGCGACUAUGGAGGCGGGACCCGCCUUGACCAGGCCACGAAGUCAUCUGUCACAGGGCAGACGGGGUGGGGGUGUGGCAUGCCGACUGUCGUGAAGGGAGGCGUGACAGCAAGGUCUCAACGAUUUCCAGGAUGCCGCGGCAGGGGUGAGCUUGCACCAUGGUCGCAACAAGAGGGUGAAGUUCGCGCCUUGGAUCAAAUGAUCACCGGAGACGCGGUCCAUGAGCUGGCAAAGAUGAGCAAGAAGUCCUCGGGGUGGCGAAGGACGCCCAUGGGUGAUGCGCGAAGGGAGAGGCUGAGGCGGCGCGCUGGGCCGCGCGGGAACGAGCGUGACUGGCGCGGCACUCUUUGCAGCCCUUGGCCUCAUGGCCGGAUAGGAGGCACCAAUGGCAGCGGACUUGGUUGGUGCACUCCCGCACAGGAUGGCCAGGGUCGAGGCAACGGGAGCACAUACCGGCAGCCACUUUCGGGAAAGGAAGUUGAUAGGGCGAAUGGGGGGAGGCCACGCCAGAGCGAUGGGGGCACCGGCGCUGAUUCUUGUGUCAUGACUGCUGGAAGCCGUCAGCGUCGAUCUUUGUGGGCCCGCAGGCGCGUGGCAGCUCUAGUUAGAUGGUUCAUGUAUGACAGAGAGAAUAUCGAAAGACUAGAAAUUACUGGUGUUGGUGAUCCAUCUGGCCGUGGACUAGGAUUUAGCUAUGUGCGAGUAACUCCAAAAGCACCUGUCUCCAAUUCAUCUCAUAAGAAAAAGUCAGCUGCAGCCAAAGGUACCACUGUUACUGGAACAGAUGCUGACCUCCGCAGGUUAAGCAUGGAUGCCGCCCGAGAGUUGCUUCUCAAAUUCGGAGUUCCAGACGAGCAAAUUGAUAAAUUAACAAGGUGGCAUCGUAUUGCUAUGGUGAGGAAGCUUUCAAGUGAGCAAGCAGCGUCAGGAAUUACAAUUGAUGAAAUUCCAGUUAGCAAGUUUGCACGUGGACAAAGGAUGUCUUUCAUGCAGCUUCAACAGCAAACUAAAGAGAAAUGUCAGGAAAUUUGGGACAGACAAAUUCAGUCGCUUUCUGCUAUAGACGGUGAUGACAAUGGCAGUGAUACAGAAGCCCAUAGUGAUUUGGACUCGUUUGCCGGGGAUCUUGAGAACUUGCUGGAUGCUGAAGAAUUUGACGAUGAAGAUGUUGGUACUGCAGACCUGAGAAGCGAUAAAGCAGACGGAAUGAGAGGGCUCAAAAUGAGAAGGUGCCCUACCCAAGCUCAGUUUAACGAGGAAAUUCAAGAUGAUCAAGCAGAAGCUGCUCUAGUAAAAAAAUUGCUCGAAGAGAGUGGCAAUGACCCGAAGAGGAAGAAACAACCUGUGGAUACGACGAAUCAGGGUGCCAAUAAAACGAAGCAGUUUAAGGCAUUGACGCCAAAGGAGAGCACGCCAAGAGGAGCGAAAGAGGUUGACAGUUCUUUUACUGAAGGUGGCUUAUCCUCCAAACUGAAAACCAAGCUGGCAGUUGAUGCAAACGAUAUCAUUCUGGUUAAAAAGAAAAAUGUUCAAGGAAAGGAUGGUUUAAAGUUCAUUUUGCUAGGCAGACAGGCAGUGACAUCUAAAGGUGCAGAGAAGAGGCAGGGAGCAAGGGGGGACAGUCUUGUAUGUGGAGCUUGCGGUCAGCUUGGACAUAUGCGGACCAACAAAUUGUGCCCCAAGUAUGGGGAGGAUCCAGAAACCUCGGAAAUGGAUGCGAUUUCCUACAGACCUAAUCCUCUUGAUGUAGCAAGUCAUGGUCAAACGAAGACACUGGGCAGGAGGUUGGUAGCCAAGGUUUCUUCUGAUGUUCCUGAAACUGAAGGGCAAGAAAGCAUUGAAAAGAUCAAACCAGUAAAAUUCAGAUGUGGGGCACCUGAGAAGUCCUUGGAACGGAAUAUGUCAGUGGCAGGUUCUUUGGUUUCUCAUAAACUUACAACGGAUUCUACAGAUUUGAGAUCUACUGGAAAGGUUAGCAAGAUUAAAAUAUACAAAAAGGAUGUACCUCGUAAGAAGGUCAUCAUCAAGCAGCCUAAAGGACAUGUAGACCAGCUAAGAGCUAUUGAAGUUAGGAGUGGUCAGGAGCCUAGAAAGAUAAGGAAAAUUGCUGAAUUGUCAAGUUUUGAGAAGAACAGCAGAGAUGAUGAUGGUUGGUAUGCUGGAGAGCCCAGCCAGAUGAAUUCCUCACAUGAUAGGUUGGGUCGGGAUGGUAACAGGAAAAGCAAAGAAGUAAUGGGAGGUGAUGAAUCCUGGAGAGCGUUUAAAGAGCAGCGAGAGAGACAGGAACAGAGGCUAAUUGAAGCUAGGAUUUAUAGCCGGGAGGAAGAGCUCCAGAAGGCAAAGAAGAAAAGCAAGAAAAAGAAAAAACAUGAUUUUCGAGAUGCUGACAUUCUUGAUCACAGGCCAUACAGAAAUGACAGAAAGGUACCUGAAAGAGAUCGAGCAUCAAAAAGACGUACUCCAGCUGAUAUGACAGAUUAUGCUCCAUCAGCGAAGCGACGCAGAGGAGGAGAGGUUGAGCUCUCCAACAUAUUGGAAAAGAUAGUUGAUCACUUGCGGAACCAGACUGCUAUAUCAUUGCUGUUUCUUAAACCAGUGACAAAGAAAGUCGCUCCCGAUUACUACGACGUAAUCCAGCGCCCAAUGGAUCUGGGUACCAUCAGGGACAAGGCGAGGAAGAUGGAGUACAAAAACAGGUAUGAAUUCAGGAAUGACGUGGCGCAGAUAGCAGACAAUGCGCACAUGUACAACGAGACGCGGCAUCCUCACAUCCCUCCGCUGGCCGACGAGCUCCUGGAGUUGUGCGACAACCUUCUUGAUGAAAGCGCGGACGUGCUCGACGACGCCGAGAGCGCAAUGGAGAGCUAG
Triticum turgidum subsp. durum (durum wheat) is the source of this 6027-nucleotide messenger RNA. Lineage: Eukaryota; Viridiplantae; Streptophyta; Magnoliopsida; Poales; Poaceae. The record is from the annotation of a GenBank genome assembly.